Messenger RNA from Ictalurus furcatus (blue catfish), 6110 nucleotides. It is a transcript of the gene zbtb18, whose product is annotated as zinc finger and BTB domain containing 18. The transcript is spliced from 2 exons. Gene Ontology annotation, biological process: regulation of transcription by RNA polymerase II. The coding region runs from base 1227 to 2831 and encodes 534 amino acids. Gene Ontology annotation, cellular component: nucleus. Gene Ontology annotation, molecular function: protein binding; DNA-binding transcription factor activity, RNA polymerase II-specific; RNA polymerase II cis-regulatory region sequence-specific DNA binding. The record is from RefSeq and is a predicted model, not a curated record. Lineage: Eukaryota; Metazoa; Chordata; Actinopteri; Siluriformes; Ictaluridae.
CAGGGGGUCUGUGGCUUCUGAACAGAGAGCUUGCUGGCCUUUCCUUAACUCCUUUCUUUCUAAUUCUCUUUAUCUUUAUCUCUUUUUUUUUUUUUUUGUGUCUCUUUCCAUGUGUUGUCAGUCAGACGCGUGUAAGCCGGCUGAAAUGGGAAGUGAAGGAUUUUGCAGCAGUGUAGUGUAACCAGGCAGGGGACAAGUGACGCUCCUUGUUGUCGGGACAAUGUUACCGAGCGAGCUUUUCAUUAAGCUGCUUGUUUUGUCCGCUAGCUUUGGUUUCACUUGCUUCGCUAUGAAUGGGGAGCAGUAGAUCGGUUGUAACAGUUGUGCAAUCGUUGGUUGUCGUUUGUGUGAAGUUGAAAGAAAUUUAGAAAGUUUUGUGAAUUAUAAAUAUGUCUGCUUAAUACAAGAAGGGGUUUCCCCCCCCAUUUAUUAAAACAGUUUAGUCAGUUUAAAAUGAAUAUUGUUCAUUUUAUUUUUACAUUUCUAGUUGGCAAUUUGAAGCAUAACAGUUUUGCUUUUUUUUGUUUUGUUUUGUAAAAUGAGGAAAGUGAAUUUCUAUGGCAAACUGAAAUGUUAAUCUCUUUAACAGUUGAGCAAUAUCAAAAUGCUCUAUUUUGAUAGAUUUUUGUAAAUUUUUAAUUCUUUACAAAAAAAAAUCAAUUAUUAAAAAUCAGAAAUGACUCCUGCAGCUAGUCUACAGCAUUUUCCUGUUGGUAGUGACUAAUUUAGAACUUGCAGAUUUGAGCUGCCUGAAUUGGCUAGACAGCUGUAAUCGCACUCCUCCUAGUCUUAAUCUCUUUAUCUGGGCAGCAGCUGCCAUAUGGCCUCAGUCAGCUGGAUCAGAUGUUUAUAAGCCUCCUUCUCCGUCCCUCUCUGUCCUCGGAGCCUCCUAAUUUGAUCGUUGCUACCUUGCGAGCUGUCCUACAAUCUUUAUUUUUAGCCAUCUUAAGGAUUAGGAUUGAUGUAGACUACAGGGCACUUAAAGUGAUUGUAUUGUAAAUCUGCUUCCGGCUUCUUCUUUGGGGAGGUUGUUCCAUUUCUCUAAAGAUUUGGGGAGGAGAUAGAGGAGGAGGAGGGGUUGGCUUGGGGUUGGCUGUCCCAAGUCCUCCCCACCAAAACCCCUCAUUAACCAAGGUCUGAGCGUUGUUUAAGGGGGGGUUGGCUUGGUAUCCCAAUCAGAUUUAAAUGAAGAUUCAAAUGAGUUUAUUUAUGCUUGCUGGUUGAACAUGGUGCCCAUGAUGCAUUUUUUGAGAAGGGAGCAGUCUCCACGGGUAACAGGUUAUGAAGACAGCAUGGAGUUUCCGGACCACAGCAGACAUUUACUACAGUGUCUGAGCGAGCAGAGGCAUCAGGGCUUCCUGUGCGACUCCACCGUUCUGGUGGGCGAUGCCCAGUUCCGCGCCCACCGUGCCGUGCUGGCCUCGUGCAGCAUGUACUUCCAUCUCUUCUACAAGGACCAGCUGGACAAGCGGGACGUGGUGCAUCUAAACAGUGACAUUGUAACGGCGCCAGCAUUCGCACUGCUCCUCGAGUUUAUGUACGAGGGCAAGCUGCAAUUCAAGUCCCUGCCCGUGGAGGACGUACUGGCUGCCGCCAGCUAUCUGCACAUGUAUGACAUCGUCAAGGUGUGCAAAAAGAAGCUGAAACACAAGGCCACGGCCGAGGCGGACAGCACCCGGCGCGAGGAGGACGCCUCCAGCUGUUCGGACCGAGCUGAGAGCCUCUCGGAGGGCGGCAGCGCCAACCUGCUGGCCAGCGACGACGACGAGGACGAGAGCAAGAGGGACAGCCAGUGCCCGCCAGAGCCGGCCAGGAUAUGGGCACGCCUGGCAUCGGAGCACGCGGCCAGCCCCGGAGAGGCCGAGGCGCAUGGCAAGUCGCCUGCUGCCGCCGCUGCAAGUCCCAGCAGCUCUACAGGUUCGCUCUGCCCAACUGGUGACUGUGCACUCGACCUGUCUGUAAAAUCAAGCAUGAGCGCCACUUCAGGUGAAGCCAGGAACCCGUAUUUGUGUGGUUCGGCGACUCCAGACAGUCUACACAGCGCUCUGGUGCAAGUGAAGGUGGAAAAAGACACGGGCUCAGAUGAUGAUGAGCUGCCCAGCACUGAGUAUGAGAUGGAACACAGCGGCUUGAAGGAGGAAACGGCAAAUGCUAACGGCCUGCACGUUGUGCACAAUGGACACAGUGUCCAGCGGCUAGGACUCGGCCUGGAGGCCCACCUGACAGCACUGCGAGAGGCCUCUCUGGAGCGUGACAGCAAGGACGAGGGAGAUGGCGAGGUGCUAGGUGGUGAGACCGAGCGGGCACAGGAGAGCCCGCUGCUGCCAUACGUGUCAGGCAUGUUGGGUGCGGCGCACGCGCAGAUCUUCAUGUGCCCCCUGUGCAACAAGGUGUUCCCGAGUCCGCACGUGCUGCAGAUCCACUUGAGCACGCACUUCCGCGAGCAAGAAGGUGCACGCACUAAACCCACUACCGGCGACGUCAACGUGCCCACAUGCUCCAUCUGUGGCAAGACGUUCUCGUGCAUGUACACACUGAAGCGGCACGAGCGGACACACUCGGGCGAGAAGCCCUACACGUGCACCACGUGCGGCAAGAGCUUCCAAUACUCGCACAACCUGAGCCGGCAUGCCGUGGUGCACACACGCGAGAAGCCCCACGCCUGCAAGUGGUGCGAGCGGCGCUUCACGCAGUCCGGAGACCUGUACCGUCACAUCCGCAAGUUCCACUGCGAACUCGUCAACUCGCUCUCGGUGAAGAGCGAAGCGCUCAGCCUUCCCACUCUCCGAGACUGGCCACUCGAGGAUAGCUCGCAAGAACUGUGGAAAUGAAAGCAAACGAAUAAACAAACAAAACUGCUUUUUAGGUUCAGACAGAGCGAGCAAGAGAGGCAGAGAGGUAAGGAAGUAGGGAGGCAGGGAGAUGGUCGAAAGGUCUGCAUCAGUCAUGUUUCUUAUAAAUACAUUGCUUAUCACGUUAAAUUGCACUUUACUAGCACAUGAAAAUGUUACUACUGAUUUUUGUUUUCUGGUCAAUUUAGUUGUGCCGUACUUUUUGUUGUUGUUGUUGUUGUUGUUUUGUUUUUAUUUGUAUUUCCUUUUCUAUUAUUAAACUUGGGUGAUUGUUACAGCCGUCACCUUCGACGUAAAAUGUGCAAAUCUAGAUUUGACAGUGUAUAUACCUACACUUGUACACUCCUUGGUUUUUAUUUAACAUCCAUGCCAUGAGAACGCAUAUGAAGAUUUCAGGUAACACACUGAGGAAGUUCAAAACAUUACACUAAACGGGUACUACGAUCCUAUAUUGACCUGUACACAUAAAGCUCAUUUAUGAGUAUGUGUAUAUAUUGUGCACUACUACUAUACAUUUAUUUUGCAAAUCUCAUACUGGUGUGUGAGAGUGGCUGCGUGCACAUGUCUGUGUGUGUGUGUGUGUGUGUGUGUGUGUGUGUGUGUGUGUGUGUGUGUGUGUGUGUGUGUGUGUGUGUGUGUGUGUGUGUGCGCGCGCGCGCGUGUCCAUGCACGUAAACACAGUAUGCUAACGAGUAAGUCCUUUAAAUCCUGCGAGGAUGUUUGCUCAAAAAAGCUCCAAGCUUGUGUUAUUUAGGCCCUUGUACGUACGUACGUUUGUUUGUUUGUUUUUUGUUUUUUUUGAUUUGUGAUAGGAAACCUGACUGAUAGAAGACAAAAGGCACUCAUGCAAUGUACAGCCUCCUUUUUCAUAUCAACUGACACGUUUUUAUAUCAUUUAACGAUUGGGCUGAUGAGUUGACGUCUAAUUUAUUUGCAGACCCUCAACACUUGUUUUCUGCUGAGAAUGGGUUUUCAUUUGCUGCGUUUCUAGAGAUUUCUGUAGUGUUUUAAGAAAUGAUUUGGUUUGUUUUUCCCAAAAAAAAAACCCAACAAAAAAAAAAAAACUUGGGAUCUGUUGUUGCAUGAUGUCCAACCUGUAUAUUUAAGAAGAUGUGAAUUGCUGUAUUGCUGUACACUGUAAUAGACCGAGUCAUUACAGUCAGGGCACACGUCUGUUUAAAUAAAAAAAAUAUAUCUAUAUAUAUAUAUUAUAUAUUUACCUUAAUAUUACAGCUGUAGAAAUUGCAUGAAUUUUAUUUAACUCUUAUUUCUGUUGUUUUGCAUUGGAAAGUGUAUUUUUAAUUAACUCAUUUGCUUCCUAAGUAGUCUUUUUUUUUUUCUUCUUCUUCUUUUUUCCUCUUCUUCUUCUUCUUCUUCUUCUUUUCUUUUUAUUAUUAUAUAAACUCUCACUAGAGAGUGACUCCUGUUAAGAUGUUCUACUGGGCUGUGAAGAUUGUGUUAAUGCACUGAUGUUAGGCUGCAGUUUGUCUCUGGCCAACCGAUCUCGAGUGUGUAGCAUGGAGCUGGGUGUCAGCAGAGGCUUCAUCUCUCUGAACGUCUUUUUCCAAAGCUAGUGCCGCUCCUGCUUAGCACCUCCUCACACACUGCUGUUCUCCACUGCUGGUCUCCAACUGCUGUCUCCGUGUCAUGUUUACUCGCUGUUAGCAUUUAAAAAGUGUCGCCUUUUUUUGUUUGUUUGUUUGUUUGUAAUUUAUUUAUUUAUCUGUUCGAUUGGCACUUGCAUCAAAUUCUGUGGCCACGAAGAUUCAGUUGCCAUGAAAACCCAUAUGACAGCGUGUCAGUUCCUGUAAAGAUGGGCUCAGCAGAUCUACUGUGUAUGGCGAACACUGAAGAAUCAGCAAAUAGCAUAAAGCUCCGAACGCUGAGAGUGCGUGUGUGUGUGUGUGUGUGUGUGUGUGUGUGUGUGUGUGCGUGCGUGUGUGUAGUUCCUAUUUAACAGGAGAAAAUGUUUGCCAUGCGUGGUUGCACCUUUAAAAACAAACAAAAAAAAAAUGAAAUUAGAUGCUGAAAAGAUGCCUUUAAGAUUUUAACUCUUGAUCAAAUUGACAUUGUUACACAAAUACCAGAGCUAUAAAUGCUAGAUUAUUGAAGAGUAAAAUAGUUACACUGCUGUAGAUUGAUUUUUUUUUUUCAACUUUUGUGUUUUUUUUUGUUUUUGUUUUUUGAGAAUAUAUUUCUUUUUCUUUCUUUUUUUUGGUUUUGUAUAAAUUAACAUCAAGCUGUCAUUUUCUUACUGAAUGUGGAAAAAUUGAACAAAAAGCUCAAGAUAUUAUUUGUUAGUUAAAAAAACAAAACCCAGAAAAGACAAAUAAAUAAAUAAAUAAAUAAUGAAAAGCUAAAUUUGGAAAAGUGCUGUUGGAGCCUCGGACACUAACACUCGAGCAGGAGUGAAGUUUAAGCGAGAAGGUGAAGGAGAGGAAGAGAGGACGAGAGUGGAGCGCUCGCGUGCCUCUAUGGCCUCAAGGGCCCUGAGCUUCCCAGUAUACGAUAGGUUUUGUGCAACAGCUAGCGAAAAAGGGUUAAGAUUUGCCAAUAGCACGCGCUCCUCGUGCCAUUUUGCACGGUGGUACUUUUACCUUUUGCACUCUAAAAUGUGAAAGAAAAGAAAUUUAUCAACUGUGGGGUGGGAUGGGAUUGGGUGGGGGGGGAUGUUUUCCUGAGGUUUUUUUUUUUUCCCUGCUUUUGUUUUAUGCUGGCUUCUACUAUCGUACUUGACCGCCUUAAACUACUGUUAACAGCCUACUGAUGCUCAGAGCAGGAGAACUGGAACUGGCAAGUUACUGGAUGUAUUUUUAUUUCACUUCUGUUCACUGGCAAUGAAGCUGUGAAACGGAAUACGAAGCAUGUCCACAAAACAGAUGAACCUUUAGUUUACUUGAAAACUGGAAACAGCCAGCGUGAAGAAGAACAACAAAAUUUAAACCCGAGUGCGUAGGAGGCGGGAGAGAAUAAAAAUAAAGUUAUGUCAAAAAAAAAAAAACUAAAAAAAAAGGACAAUCGCGUUCUAAAAAAAAAAAGAGGCAGAUUGACUUCACAUGUAUUUGCUUCCCUUUUGAGAUUUUGGUAUGUUCACAUUGUUCUUUUUAUGGAGUUAGACAGUUAGCUUUGACAAUCAUAGUAUGUUUCAUUUUCUCAAGGGAAGUAAAUUAUGAGGCUGUUUAGUUUUGUACUUUUUGGUGUGCUGUUGGUGAAAUUUUUAAAUUGUGUGCAAACUGCAAUAAAUUAUAAGUACCUUCA